Messenger RNA from Paramormyrops kingsleyae, 1607 nucleotides. NCBI's taxonomy places the organism in Eukaryota, Metazoa, Chordata, Actinopteri, Osteoglossiformes, Mormyridae. The record is from RefSeq and is a predicted model, not a curated record.
UAUAAUUUGUCGAAUAUUUUUAGAAGCUAAGACAUUGAUCUGUGCACUGCGUAGAUGUACAAUAAGUUCAAUUCUUUUAGAUUUGAAAACUGUUCAACUGAUUAACUGAAAAGAAUCGAUUCAAAAGAAUGAUUUGUUCACGAAUUGGACAUCACUAUCGUGCACUUGCAUAGCUGUAUUUGCAUGCCAGUAAUGAUUUUCUCUAAAACCAUAUUACAUUGUAGUUCGCAUAAUACUUUUCUCUCUGACUGAAAGUCGUGUAAAUACAAAUGCGAUUCCACAUUGUAUUGGACAUGGGUGUAAAUAUAUCAAUUGCAUUCGAACAGAUUCGCUGGGUAAUACAGGACUGACUGUAAUUGAAACUGACCUGGUUAAAUUAGGCUUCACUUAUGCAUACUCACGAUAGGCUCUAUGGAGUAAGGAGAGUGGAUGGGUGGAGGAGGGUGGGCUGUCGGGCUUGCGUGCAAAAAAAUAGUGAUUAAUUCAUUGUGUACCUAUUAUUAAUCAUGUAAAAAGUGUAAACUAAAAAUGUACAGUACCUUAACUAGAUGACCCAUGUCAUCGUCCGUUGUGAUCUUUUACUGCCGACAACAUCAUAUGCCAGUUAGGUGGGCAUCACCCAGCCCUGCUACCUGUGCUUUUAUGCAUUGGCCUGGGCUAUUGUAGGCUUUUACUCUGAGAAAAUUGUCAGCAGUUUGCAUGAAUGUAUGUCAAUGUCUGUAUGACUGUACAUGUGGUUUUCGUUCCUCUUAUAUCACCAUCUGUGUGUCAGAUGGCCACCAAGAAGGGUGGUUUGGGAGCACAGAAGGUGAGCGGUCAGAGCUUCUCAGAGCAGGAGAAACGGGCCCAAGCUGUGGACAAGCUGCGGGAGCACCGGGAGUCCACUGCCAAGAUGAUCAGCCCGGCCGAGGAGAACAUAGCUUCUUCAAUGCUUCUGGCCUACAAGGACCUAGAGACCCAGAGGAAGAAGGAGGAAAGCAAGAUGAAGAAUCUUGAAGGGAAGAAGAAGGAGCAGGUGGAAAGAUUAGGCAUGGGACUUGGCAGCCGGAGUGGGGUGUCCCACUCCGUGCUGUCAGACAUGCACAUCAUCCAGCAGGAGGCGCCAUCUGUGAUCCAGACCUCCAGAGGACGGAAGUACACAGAGGAAGAAGAUGGCACCUUCUCCAGGCUGUCCCCCAAAUACACGGACGAGCCUGCAGAGCCCUCCAAUCAGUUCUUCUCCAGCUGGGCCGGGCCUGAGGAGAGUUCCUGGAAGAUGGAGAACAGAAAGUCAGAGCCAGAUGUCCUCCUCAUUUCCAAGACCCCUUUACUGGACGAGAGGGCUACGACAAGGCGCAAGCAUGACUGUGAGUCUAGCAGUGCCUCCGAUGAGGCUCAGAGGAAGUUCGGCGACGUGAAGGCCAUCUCAUCUGACAUGUACUUUGGGAAACAGGAUAACUCAGAGGCAAGUUUUACGCAAACAUGUUUGUGUGCACAUGCAGACCUGUGGCUUGUCUGCCCUGCAGUCCUCCAGCUGAGAAUAUUCCAGGUGUCAGUGUUCGUGCUGUGUUAUAAGGAGACUGCCUUCUGCAGUCCUCCAGCUGAGAGUAUUCCAGGUGUCAGUGUUC